ACAAAAAUGGCGCAUUCAGUGGUCUCCCCAUCGCCGCCUGCUUCUCUUAGACUACUCAACCCUUAUUCGGUCUUCUCUUCCUCUAACCCUAGCUCCUUUCCAGAUACCAAAACCCUUUCUCUCUCCUCCAACCCCAGACACUUGAAAAACCUCAUUGAAUAUCAACGGAAUGUUCGUAAUUCUUCAGUGAAGGCCAUAUCAUAUGAUAACUUUGGCAAGAAGGAGAGGAAACGGAAUGGUAUUUGGUCCAUUAGGGAUGAUUUGCAUACCCCAUCUUCACCAUACUUUCCAGUUCAUGCGCAAUGGGAAGGAGUCGAAGGACCGCCGCUUAUGUUGCAAGAGCGUUUUUUCAAUGUUAUCAGUCAGCUUUUUGAGCAUAGGAUAAUACGUUGUGGCGGAGAAGUUGAAGAUUACAUGGCAAAUAUGAUAGUUGCUCAGCUUCUCUAUCUCGACGCUGUCGAUCCUAAAAAGGAUAUUGUCAUGUAUGUGAAUUCUCCUGGAGGAUCAGUUACUGCUGGUAUGGCUAUUUAUGACACAAUGAGGCAUAUACGACCUGAUGUUUCCACUGUAUGUGUUGGACUAGCUGCUAGCAUGGGAGCUUUCAUUCUUAGCGCUGGCACCAAAGGAAAAAGGUUUAGCCUGCCAAUGUCGAGGAUAAUGAUCCAUCAGCCUAUGGGUGAAAUUGAAGAUGGUGAUAUAGAAGAUAUGGAGAUCCAGUGGGCUGAAAUUUUACAUCACAAGGCAAAUUUGUCCGGGUAUCUGGCUUAUCAUACUGGCCAAAGCUACGAGAAGGUCACCGAGGACACAGACCGUGAUUUCUUUAUGAGUGCUGAAGAAGCCCGAGAUUAUGGGCUUAUAGAUGGAGUUAUCACGAAUCCUAAUGAUCUGCUGUCUCUGGGAGCUGCUGCAAAUCUAUAGACAAAAUCUUGGGUGUGUGAACCUCCCUUGUAGUCACUGUUGCAUUAAAUGGGAUAAUAGUAUGAGAAAAUUGUUGGAAUUCCAUGGGAUUAUCAUGGUAUUUGUAACAGGUUUGUACUGAUCAUAAUUGUGUGCACCUUCGAUCAGUGCAUGGAAAUGAGCUUUUGCAGUUCUGUAUCCAAAAUUCCUAACUUAUCUUGAGAUAGAGCGACUGAAGUUUGACUUGGUGUGA
Messenger RNA from Rhododendron vialii, 1150 nucleotides. RefSeq names its product ATP-dependent Clp protease proteolytic subunit 5, chloroplastic. NCBI's taxonomy places the organism in Eukaryota, Viridiplantae, Streptophyta, Magnoliopsida, Ericales, Ericaceae. The record is from RefSeq and is a predicted model, not a curated record. Gene Ontology annotation, biological process: protein quality control for misfolded or incompletely synthesized proteins. Gene Ontology annotation, molecular function: ATPase binding; serine-type endopeptidase activity; ATP-dependent peptidase activity. Gene Ontology annotation, cellular component: endopeptidase Clp complex. Bases 7 to 918 code for a protein of 303 amino acids. The transcript is spliced from 9 exons.